AUUGUAUGGUGGUUGAAACUGUUACAGUGUGUGGAGGCAUGCCAGGUGUAUUGUAGUAUCUAUCGGUUACCUGCGUGUAUUAGUAUCUAUUGGUUAUUUGGUUUUGACUGUAAGCUAUUGGUGGUUGAAACUGUUACAGUGUGUGGAGGCAUGCUAGGUGUAUUGUAGUAUCUAUCGGUUACCUCCUAGGGUUACCUCCUAGUAUCUAUUGGUUUUGACUGUGAGUAAGAGAGAUAUGUAUAAGCUGUGUAUUAAUCUGUACAUGGUUUUGUCUAUGUGUAAUACAUUGUGCCUACAACUGUAAAGCUUGAGUGGUUUGGCUCUGGUACAUACUUGGUAGCUAGGAGCACUAUUUUGGAAUUCAUUACUAAGAGUUAUUCUGUCAGAUAAAUCAUGUAUUAUGUCCUGUGUGACAAUUUGCGGCAAUUAUCACCACAUGCCCUCUGAACCUGUCAGCUGUUUUGGGGCCUAUAAAAUCCCUUUCUCUGUGUGAUUCCUCAUUACUGAAGCAAAACCAGAAGAACUAACAGCAGGAGAAUGUCAGGAGCUAAGAAGAGAAGAAUCAAUUCCUACGAUGAUGUGUCUGGCUCUGAGAGUGACUGUGAAAUUACCUCUACUUCCUCAAGUCAAGAGUCCAUCUUAAGUACAAGCUCCUCUCUUGAACAAGAAAUGGAGAAGUUUCGAGCCCCUGUAGCAUCCAUUCUCGAGCUCAUUGCCAGGGCGAUCAUGGAGUCACCUUCAAAGAUGCUCUAUCUACUGGAGAUCUACGAUAACUUUGAGAGCAAGUACCCGUACUUUCAAGUGGCUGAUCUGGCCUGGAGAAGCAGCGUGAGGCACAAUCUCUCGAUGCAUGCGUGCUUUGUAAAGGUGGCUCGCUGCGAUGUAAGAAAGGGCUACUUCUGGGGGAUACAUCCGGCAAAUCUGAGCGACUUCAGCUCUGGUGAUUUCACACGGAGGCGGGUUAAGUCAAGAGUUCAAGAAUACGAAAAGACAAAGGCACAAUCACUCAGUCUGACAUCGCCUCUACAUCACUAUGGCAAUGGAUCUCUUAGCGGCCGGACUGUUACAUCUUCCACCCUCCCACUGCCCCCUCGGAUGUCCCUCCCACUGCCCCCUCGGAUCUCCCUCCCACUGCCCCCUCGGAUGUCCUUCCCACUGCCCCCUCGGAUGUCCUUCCCACCGCCACCUCAGAUGUCCUUCCCAAAUCUGAUUCAAUCUCCUCUUAUGCAGGCCUUGUCAUCGCCAUGGGGACAGCCACUGCGUCACCAGCCAAUACUCCGACCCAUACUGCCAUCACCUCUUCAGUGGAUGCCCUCAUCUCCUGUGACCAUACCCCCUCCCUCGCUGCUAACCCCUCGCCCUCCACUUACGUUUCAGUUUCCAUCGGUCCCCUACAUGAUGUCACUCAAGCCAGCUAAUCAACUUUUGAACUGAACUAAAAUAUAUAAUUCGUUGAAUUUUUAAAUAUUUGAAUUUUGUAUGAGAGUUUUAAGUUUUAAGCUUGUUCUCAUUAAUUUUAUGCCAAUUGAUUUAUCAUCAAAUUUUAAUACAAAACAGGAAACUUUUUACAUCUUUUGCAUAGUACGAUAUAACAUUAACACAACUGUUUUAUUUAUGCAUUACAUGUCAGGUGACUCAUACUUGUUUCUCCCC
Molecule: messenger RNA, 1653 nt
Organism: Halichondria panicea
Lineage: Eukaryota; Metazoa; Porifera; Demospongiae; Suberitida; Halichondriidae
Product: forkhead box protein D5-C-like
Exons: 1
Coding region: 538-1434 (298 amino acids)
Biological process (GO): regulation of transcription by RNA polymerase II; cell differentiation; anatomical structure morphogenesis
Molecular function (GO): DNA-binding transcription factor activity, RNA polymerase II-specific; RNA polymerase II cis-regulatory region sequence-specific DNA binding
Source: RefSeq, a predicted model, not a curated record